AUGCUUAACAAAGACUUGCAAAAAGUGGUUGAGUUUAUUGUGGAGUAUCGCAAACCACCCGAACUAAAGCCAUUGAUCGACAAGUCAGUCCACUUCUUAAUAACACCGGAAUCGCUUCAAAAUGUCAAAGAUCGCUCCAAAAUCCCUAAAUUCCGAAUCAGCGGUCAAUUGGAGUCAACGGUCUGUAAGAUAACGGAACCGUUCACUGGAGAGCUAUGUGUUGAACAAUGCGAUGCAGUCAUCAGGAGUAUUGAACUUCAGUUGGUCCGCGUCGAGACCUGUGGAUGUGCUGAAGGAUAUGCUCGCGAUGCCACUGAAAUUCAGAACAUACAGAUAGGGGAGGGAAAUGUGUGUCGAGGAGUG
Molecule: messenger RNA, 363 nt
Organism: Oppiella nova
Lineage: Eukaryota; Metazoa; Arthropoda; Arachnida; Sarcoptiformes; Oppiidae
Source: the annotation of a GenBank genome assembly